UUGUUAAACAAAAAAAGUUCUUUUUUAAAUAGCGACCAAUCUGAACUCGUUUAAAACCAUUAAAAUAAAUUUGCAAAUACAACACAUUCAUAGUAUAUUUGCAAUUUAUUUGGGGGUUUUUAAAUUUAUUAAAUUGUGAAAUAAAGAGAAUUAUAAGUCAUGAGAAGUAGAACAUAUAACUGGUAAAAAAAUUAGUUUAAAAAAAUGACAAAAAUUAUUUUCAUCAUUCCAGAUGAUGUAAUGUUUGAUACCAUGACCUCUGAUAAACGAAUCAUGGAGUCUCUAGUUUCAAUGAAGCUAAUUCAUUAAUGUCACUUGAACUGACCUAAUCUGACCUGGAUUUUGUUGCAUCCGUCACAUGAUGAUGAGUAACUAAGGGUGUAUCCCUAUGUAAUAAAUUACAUUAGCAUAGCCAUGGAUGUUUGUGGGUGUGUGUUUGGAAUUGGAAGUUUUUUCUAAAUCAAUGUUUUAAACAAGACAAUACAAUUGGGUGGGGUUUUCUUUCUUGGGGUCAGUUUUGAAGCAGUUCAAUAUUUGAUGGUUCCUCGAGGCCUUGUUGGUGACCACAGUUUGCAGUAAUUGGUGAUGGAUGAUACAUUCUAGUGCCAUGGCUCCAAUUGAUCCACAUCAGUUAUUAGAAGCAUUGAAACCAUUGCUGUCAUUGUCUGGCGGUAUUAAAGGUGCAACUGAAGCUGCUCGCAUAUCAAGUCUUAUGAAGGAUGCUAACAAACUGGUUGCAAGAUGUAUUUACUGUAACAUCCUCAAGUGUACACAAGACCAAGAUGCUAUCAAAAAGUUUGUAGAGUCUGGAGGCUGGGAUGUAUUGAAUACUUGGCUGCAGGAUUCAAAAGAGCUGGAGAAUCACCCAGUUAUGCUUGAGAUUCUCAAAGUUUACCAAGCGUUCCCAGUUACUGUGAGGAUGCUGAAACAGAACAAUGCAGCUAAAACGAUAAAACAGCUGGGCAAAAUAGGUGAUGAGAAGGUGAAAAUGUUGUCGAGUACAAUUGUAGAGUCAUGGAAGAAGAAAGUCCGGGAGAAAACUGGUUCAGAGAAUGAUGCUGAUAAGUCAAAGAAGAAAAAGGAAAAUAAAAACAAUAAACAUAAAGACAAAGAUAACAAAGACAAGAAGGAGAAACCCCAUCAUCAUGCACACCACCAUGGUGAUAGUGUUAAAGAGUCGGACAGUCGGCUUACGGACAGUACAUCAGCAGACUCGACUGCUAAAAGUGAUAAAGCUGUGAUAAAUGAUAGAACUAACCACUCAAAAAAUACUGACUCUAGUGAUUCUUCUUCCAAGAAAAGAACUUCAACUGUAAAAUCAUUUUCUGGAAAAUUCCGUUCUACAGGUUUAGAAGAUCAGACAUUACCAGCUGUAAAGAAAAAAUCGCAAGAUAAUAUUCCUAAGGCACUACCGCCUAAGCGAAUGCUUCCUGAUCUGAGACUUGAUGAACAUGUUGAAAAGAAACCUCGUCUUACACUCACAAUGCCACCGCCCACGUUGCCUGGUGCUCCAAGCAGUAUUUCACCACCAGAAGUUACUCACGGCAAAAUCAAGCUGAUUCCUCCAAAAAGACAACCAGCUCAUGAAAUCCAAGAAAGUAGUGGUUUUAUGGACAGUCUGACAAAGCCCGUUUCAUUCGGUAGUAUGAAGAGAAAGAAAAAGGCAUCGCCCGGAAAACCAGGAACACCACCUACUCCAUCAACUCCAUUAUCACCAACGACAGCAAUGGCACACAAACUUCCAUCAGUUCCAUCUUUUUAUCAAGAUACUCUAGAAACAUCUGAAGAAAAACCCGAGGAGAAGGCCGAGGUGGAAAGCACGUCUCCCACAGAAGACAUGGAUACAUCUGAGAAUGGCAGCACCACAUCAACAGUGACAAAAGGUAGUGAUGAACAGGAACAAGAAAUGGAUAAAGAAAAUAAAGACACCACUGAAGACAAAGAUAACACAGAGCCGGCGGUCAAAACUGAAGAAGAGAACAAUUCUGAAAGCGUGUCCUCAUCAGAGCCAAAAGGGGUCCUAACCACAGGAGCAACAAAGCGGAAAAAGCCAAAAAAGACUGUGUCUUGGGCAGCUGAUGCCCAAUUGAAGCAAACCUUUUACUUUGAGCUGGAUGAAACUGAGAGAGAAAAUGUUAACAGGCCCAAAAACUUCAAUGAAAUGAAAAAGCAAGAAGCCCACUUGGAUAAAAAGGCAAUGGAGACUGCGAAACGGUUGAUCAAUGACAACAUGGUGGAAAUGAUGCAGUGGCGGCGUCCUCCUCCGCUGGAUGUGGUUGGUGGUCUGGUAGAUAGAGGUGCUAACAGCAUUGAAAAAGAUAUCCAGAAAGCCAGGGAACAGAAAGUCCUUCAGGCAAUAUUUUUCACCAAAACCAUGCUUCCAGACGCUCCUGCUGAACCAGAGCCAGAACCGAUUGAACCAUCCCAGCCAAAAAUCAUCCCACUUGAAGAUGAAAGUAAUUCAGGUGAGGAGUUUGUUCACACCUAUGACAACGUGAAAUCUGCACCAGUGAUGUUGCAUCCUUUACCGCCACCAGUCAAUCUACAGAAUGUGCCAAUUGAUCCGAUGUCUCUACCAUAUGACCCCGAGUUUAAUCCUCAUGCUCCGAUUGCCAACGCAAAUGGCAGUUUCGAACUUCCUCCAGAGGUUGCCGGUGUCUUGGCAUCGUUCCAGAUUGCACAAGCCCCAGGAGAAUCUCCCCAGAGUCUGGCCAACAACACACUAGCCAACGUUCAGCACAUCUUACACACCUUAAUGGCUGGACAAGAUAGUAAAGCUACAGAGCUGAUGGAUAAAUUGAGGCACGCACUGGAACCGUUCAAAAAUCAGCUGCCAGAAUACCUCCAUGGAUACUUCCAGCCUGGAGGACCCCAGCAUGCAGGCAUGGUGCCGCUAGGAGGUAUGCCGUCACGACCUGGUCUCCUCGGCAAUGCUCCACCCGGUUUCCAUCCCAUGAUGCCGGGACCCCCACAAGGACUACAAGGUCCCCCUGGACCUCGUCCAUGUUUCCCACUUCAAGGUCCUAAUCAGUUUGGACCAGGAGAUGACCAGUGGGGUGAGAACAUUAUGGGUGGACCACAAGGGCCAAUGAGAAUGCCUGGACCAGGCUUCCCAAUGAGAGGCCCUUCCGGACCUCCAAUGGGUGGACCGCGCGGUCCCCCACCCCGCAUGAUGAGAGGAAGAGGUGACAGUCGAGGUGGACGAGGAAGAGGUAUACCUCCUGUUUGUCGUCACUUCAUGGCCAAGAAGAAAUGUCGGUUUGGAAACUCUUGUGGUUAUUUACAUCCUCAGCCUGAUGGACCGCCACCAUGAAAAAUCUCAAUUUUUAACACCUAAUUGUAGGGCUUGGCAGUGCAAAUCUGUUGCUUGUACAUCUCGAGGUGGGUGAAGAUGUGUUGACUGGUACAUCAUGCUCCGAGGGUGUCCUGAAUGAUGUCAAAAUAAGUGCUAGCUACUAAAAUGAAAGGUUCAGCAAUGUACAACUUCGUACAAAGACGGAACGAUGGGCAACUAGAUGGCAUCAAAAGUAAAAUCUGUUCUUCCUGUAUAUGAAUAAAUCAGAUAGAUGUUUCUAUGAAACAUUGUGUCUGGUUAAAUAAACGUUUGAAAUACACUUUCCCUGUGGAGUGUGCUGUUCUUGUGAUAUCCUGUUCAUGGCCUUUGAGAUACGAGAGUUGGAAUACUGGCCAUGCAGAAAAAGAGGGAAGACAAAUAUUGUAAGAUGCCAUUGUGGAACCAUUUGGUGUCUGACCUGAUCAUAUUUAAGUGACGAACAUGUCCAGUGGUUUACAUCGCAUUGCAUAAUUAUGGAAACCUACCCAAAACCCAGAUAAUUUGGAAAACUGUGAACUUGUACUCUACAGAUAUACCAGUUUAUUUAUACAUUUUUAUCAAUGGAUGUAUCGCCAAAUGUUCAACUAAUACAGGAACUGUGAUGCUAAACAGGCCAGUAUGCAUAAAGAUUGUGUUGUUGACAUUAUACCUUCACAAAGAUACAAUUACCACUCAGCAAUUCAGGAUAGCGAAUGAAGCUAGUUUUAGUCAAAAUGAGUGUUGUGAAUCGUACAGAAAUGUGAACGUUACAAGAAACAUCUUACGAAAAAAAAAUGCUUCCGAUCAGUUAUGAAUAUUCAGUAUUUGUUGUGGUCUUGUCAGUAUGUGAAUAUAUAACAGUCACUGACCUGUUUUCAUACAGUCUUAGUGUACUAGUGACAAAUCUAUUCAUAACCACAGCAUAUGCAGGAAGAUUAUAUCAUUAUACAGUGUGUUCGUAAACAUAAAGAGAGUUUCCUGUCGACAUAUUUGAAGUCAUUUCCAUGUCUGAUUUUGAUUGUUGAUUUGUUUGUUAUUUGUAGUUGUUUGAUGGUAUAAGCUGUUUGGUGUGCAUGAGAAUUUGUAUAAGUCGGUGUAAGUAGUGAAAAUGCUGUCUAUACAUCAUUUGUUUACAUAAAAAUCAUUUUGAUACACUACUCAAAUGAAUUGAGCUCAAUAAAAAUAUCUAUUUUUUAA
Gigantopelta aegis is the source of this 4510-nucleotide messenger RNA. Its product is annotated as serine/threonine-protein phosphatase 1 regulatory subunit 10-like. The record is from RefSeq and is a predicted model, not a curated record. Lineage: Eukaryota; Metazoa; Mollusca; Gastropoda; Neomphalida; Peltospiridae. Gene Ontology annotation, molecular function: metal ion binding. The coding region runs from base 590 to 3313 and encodes 907 amino acids. The transcript is spliced from 21 exons.